Messenger RNA from Thamnophis sirtalis, 5729 nucleotides. Its product is annotated as neurabin-1. Gene Ontology annotation, cellular component: postsynaptic density; actin cytoskeleton; cytoplasm. The record is from RefSeq and is a predicted model, not a curated record. Gene Ontology annotation, molecular function: actin filament binding. NCBI's taxonomy places the organism in Eukaryota, Metazoa, Chordata, Lepidosauria, Squamata, Natricidae. Gene Ontology annotation, biological process: actin filament organization; calcium-mediated signaling; neuron projection development.
CGCCCCCUGCUUCGCCGCUUUCGUCUCCCUCGGGGAAGAGGGGAAGGGGAGGGGGCAGAGAAAGAAAGUCGGGCUCACGCUGGGUCGGAUAGGACUCUUUGUGCGGGGGGAAAGAAGUGAAGCGCGCGCUCGCCCGCGCGGUCCCGAGGGAAGAAGAAGAAGAAAAGAGCCGAAUUCUAAAGCGAUCGCGCGGGUGGGCGAGCGGGCGGGCGCGCGAAACCGAGAGUCGGACGAGUAGAAGAGUUGGGAGUGGAGGAGGCGGCGUGAAAGAAAAACGCAACCGAUGAAAAACAACGGCCGGCCCGGGGGCAGUUGCUGUCGAGAGGGGAGGCGCGAGUCGGACGAUCCGUUGCGCGGCUUUGCUGGUUGGGAGAGCCAGGACGGGAAGCUGCAAUUAACUGGGGAAAGGGGAAGAGCCGCCGCCGCCGCCGCCGCUUAGGAUCCGCUCUUUAUCUCAGAUAUUUUUCAGGAUAAGAAUGGAUCAGCUAUGGUGCUAGCAUCUCAUUUUUCUAGAUACAUUCCUGAAGUGCUUGUUGUUUUUGUGUGUGCCUCUCCUCCUCCUUCCCACCACAUAUUUCAUUGCUCUUAUGGAAGAAUAAAAUGGUGAGAGGCGUCUUCCAGUCUCAUUCUCUCUCCAGGCUGUAAGAGGGCUGUAUCACAUUGUGGGAGCAGCACUGGCAGCUGCUGUUGGUUUUCACCUCUUCAGACUCUCAUUUGUAAAGAAUUAAAGGCUUUCUCCAUUUGACAAUGAUGAAGACUGAAGGCAAAGGAGACAGGACUUUAAGAAGUGCUUCUCCACACAGAAAUGCCUAUAAAACUGAUUUUCAUGCAAUUAAGUGCAGCUUUGAUUCAGUGACUACUGAUAAUGCUUCCAACAAGUCUAAUCCUCAGCAAAAGUUAACCAACUCAUCCAAUGGAGAAGGUAAUGAUCCACAUGUUCGUGGCAGAGCUGUUUCAUAUGGCAACAGAGUGCACAAGAUCAAAAACAUGUUCAUGCAGAUGGGUGGCUCUUCCAAUUCACCAUGUUGUGAAAACAGUCCACCCUCUGAGCCCCGAAUUAUUAAUAAAAUAACUUCAGCUGAUCUUGCACUUCCUCCUCCUAGUAGCCCAUCUUACCUCUGUGUUCAAAAAAAUAACCUACUCAAUAGUGGUUCCUUUGGUAGUUCCCCGGAUCCUUUACCUGCAUGCUCAUUCACUGAUAAAAUUAUCUGCAGCAAAGAAGAGGGAAAUUUAGACAAAGCUACACUAGCAGAGAAGUUUUCUGAGACCAGGAAACUGUUUGAAAGGAACAUUAAAAAACCAAGUUCACUGGAUAGAAGUCCUCCCAUUAAAGGUGAAAGAAUUGAAGACAGGAGACGACAUGGUUCUACUUCUUCUGAUGGCAGCAGUGUGACAGAUCACUUUAAUUUCAAUAUUGAUGUAACUUCUCAGGUUGCUGUAGAUAAAACAGAGAAUCAAGGAAAUAGUGAUCAAAAGGGGCAGCAAUCUACUGGCAGUUGUAAAUCCUCUUCACUGAAUGCAGGACCUAUUUCUCGAAGACUGGAGAGUUUCUUGGCUGACAUUGACAAUGAUGACUUCAAAGAUACUUUGAAAAUGAAGGAUAUCCCAAACCCUGUUCAAACAGUGUUCUGCGGCUGGGAAUCACCAGGAGUUAGGAAAGAAGUGUAUUUGCAACAAAACCAGCCCAUUGUAGAAUCUUCCCUUUUGAUAAGCAGCACUUCUACUGAAAGGAGUGAGUUAAGUGAUACAACUGAAGUAACUUCUCAAACAGAUCAAACUGCCGAAAGGGAACAACAAUAUAAACCCAGCAUAUCCUCUAAAGUGGAUAGAGCCCCUAUAAAAAUUUCCCAAGUAGAGGUAGCUAGAGCUGAACUGAUUAUGGUGCAGAACAAAACUUUAGGGGAUAACAACGAAAUCACUGGGGAAGUCAAUGUAUUUCAGAAGGAAAAGCCACUCAGAUUUCCAAGUUGGAAAGAGGAGAAAAAUGACUGUACAUUUGAGGAAAUGGAAGAAUCUAAUAAAGAUGGUGCAGUUAAUCAAAAAGGAGCAAGAGAGUUAGCGUUUCUGGACAAAAUUCAGGAACAAGAGCAGGUUCAUGUAAAACCUGUAGGAGAUGGUGAAGAGGAAGAACAAGAACAGAGAAAGAAGUUGAGUGGGUUUUCUUCCAGUGCUCUUGGGAUAGAGAAUGCCGCUUUCGAUGAUGACAGAGAAACAGAACUAAUUAGCCAGGGCCCUGAAACAGAAGAAACCUUGCAAGAGGAGGAAUAUAACUAUAAUAGUGAUUACGAGGAACUUUCUGGACUUUCUGAGGAAGAUGAUCCUGAUCCAGCUAGAAGAGUGAAGUUUUCUACAGCCCCAAUCAAGGUAUUCAGUACUUACUCAAAUGAAGACUAUGAUAGACGCAAUGAGGAGGUGGAUCCUGUGGCCGCAUCAGCAGAAUAUGAACUUGAGAAAAGGGUGGAAAAAAUGGAGGUGUUUCCUGUGGAAAUUGAAAAAGGUGACAAUGGCUUGGGUAUCAGUAUAAUAGGAAUGGGUGUUGGUGCAGAUCAGGGACUGGAAAAAUUGGGUAUCUUUGUAAAAACAGUAACUGAAGGUGGCGCUGCUCAGGAAGAUGGCCGAAUCCAAGUGAAUGAUCAGAUUGUUGAAGUUGAUGGGAUAAGCCUGGUGGGGGUAACCCAGUUUUUUGCAGCAACUGUAUUAAAAAAUACAAAAGGCUCAGUCAGAUUUCUGAUUGGAAGAGAAAAACCAGGAACUCAGAGUGAAGUAGCUCGCCUUAUCAGCGAGACAUUAGAACAAGAGAGAUACUUAUAUGAACAGCAAUAUGCCCAUGAAACAGAACAGGAUGAAGAUUAUGAUGAAGAUGAUGUUUCUUUUGAAUCACAUUUACAAGAAAAAUCAGUAGAAGUAUUUUAUCUUCCUGAAAAUGAAGAUAUUACUUUCCCAAUAGACAUGGAUUCAGCACAGUUCAUGCUGAAGUUUAAAGAGUUACAAUUAAAGCAUGCAGUUACAGUGGCUGAAGUUAAUCAACUUAAGGAAAAGCUAAAAGCAACAGAAGCUGAAAAGAUUGAAUGGGAGUUAAAGAAAUCGCAGCUCCAGGAAACUAUAGAUGAUAACAAAGAAAAAAUAAAAAAGCUAGAGACCUACUGGUUAGAAGCCCAGAGUUUAUGCAAAACUGUAAAUGAGCAUCUUAAAGAAACUCAAGAACAAUAUGAUGUGCUGGAAAAAAAGUAUAACAAAGCGAAGAAGUUACUCAAAGAAUAUCAGCAGAAAGAAGAACUCGCGAUAAAAGAAGAUCAUACAAAAAUUAUUGAAGAGAACAAUCAGGAACAUGCAAAUCAAUUAAAAUUUUUGCAGGAGAAGAUCACAGAGCUUGAAGACAAGUUAAAAAUAUAUGAGAAACUCCCUUAUUUGUUUGGAAAUAGUAUGUUAUUAGACUCUGUCACACCAAAUACUGAACAACUGGCAGAACAUUUUGAAAUUAAGGAUGAUAUGCAGGAAUUAGAAUCUUCGGUGGAGAAAUUAGAUUUUUCUGAUUUUGAUACCUUUGUUGGAGACAUACCAAGGUUAGAUACAAGUGCCCAUAAAGCUAAAGCCCAGCUUGCCUUGAAAGUAAAACGUCAGCCACCUUCUCGGUCAAAGCUAAAGGAAUCUCUUGGUGCCAAACAAAAAGAUAGAAUCUCACAGGACAUUAAUGAUGAUACGGAAGAAAAUACCUUGAGUAAGUUUCCAGAUGUGACAGAAAAGGUCAUUUCAUCACAGCAAAGAGAUACAGAUAAAGAUGAUAAAUUGGAGUGUGCUGAAAACAGUGAUCUUUCAUUAGAACCAAGUCCACCACUUUCUGUGCACUCUUCUCCGGUGUAUAAACUACAGACAGAAGAGACUGCUGGAAUAUCUCAGCCAGUACCUAAUGAUGAUUCUACUCCAAAUUCUCCUGCUGGAUAUUGCCGAAAUGUUAAGCAAAGAGAAUCAAAAGGAAAGGGGAAAGUGAACAAAGAUGACAAAAGAGGUGAAGAAAAGGCUGAAUCCGGGGAUGGUCCUUCUGUGGGGAAAUCCAAAAGACGUUUUCCUGAUUUUGGGGGCCUAAGAAAAUCAGGAGGUAAAGGCAAAAAGCAAGAAAAAGAAAAUGCAAGGGGUUCUCUGGACAGCAGAGGUUCCCGCGAAUUAUUGGACGACCCUGACAACAAUUUAUCUGCCUCAGAUUCCGAUUCGCCUAUUCCUACUUGUAUGCCUUUCUCUUGGUUUGGAGAUAGCCAUAAAGAACAUAGCUCUAGUAGCACCCUGAGUUUUUCUCAGGGUGGGCAGGAUAUUGCCAUUGAACAAAGUCAAGAGAAGACCAGAAGCAAGGCCAUAGAUGAUGAACCUUCAGCUACUGGAAAACAAAACCAGUGGCACAACAGGCCCAUUUCUGAAUGGACUACACAACAGGUCUGCCACUGGUUAAUGGGAAUGAACAUGGAGCAGUAUAUCUCGGAAUUCACCACCAAGAAUGUUGAUGGGCAACAAUUAAUGUUGCUUGACAGUGAAAAGUUGAAGGCUUUAGGAGUAUCCAGUCAAAAUGACCGAUCAACAAUAAAGAAGAAAAUUAAAGAUAUUAAAAAAACACAAGAAAAACUGGAGAAACAGAAAGAAAAGUUUCAGAAGAAGGAGAAGGAAGUGCGGAAAACUGGCAAAUUGGUGGCUGCCGUGGAAUCAAACUGCUAACAUGAUUUGAUAACAUACUACUUUCUUCUGAAAUAGCUGGAGCUAAACUAGAGCUGUACCAAUAUGCUUCAGUCCUUAUUGGAUAAGAAUCCAACUUGAGAAAAUGCAACAACUGUAUAUUUCUGUAUAAUUAUGGAGGGAAGAAAAUGGUAGUUUUACAGUGUCAGGCUUAGUUUAGCUCUGAUUUCUAUAGUCCUUUCCCAUUUAUACAGUUGCAUUAAAAUAUUUCAAUUUUUAUAUUUAGAUUAUUAACUUGUACUAAUGGAUAUUAAAUUAACUAUUUUUCAAAAAAUAUGUAUAUAUGUGUCUGGCUAAUUCCCUGAAGUGUCUUUGGUAAUGGCACAUGCAAUUUAUUAAAACACAAGGUGUCAUACAAAUCACAGUAUAACAGGGGUAUGUGGUGAACAGAUCAAGUCAUUAUGUUCUGUUGGAGAUAGUUUGUUGCUCAUAGUAUUGUAUAGAAAGAAAUUAAGUUUUUAAAAGUGAUAGAAAAUUAAUUUAAUCUAAUGUAAUGAAGUGUUUACAAUCUGUAUUUUUCAGAGUUCACUUUAAUUUCAAAGCAUUGUAAUAAUAUAAUUCGUUAAUAUUUUCUAAAAUACAUUUUUUCUAUGUUUUGAAUAUGUUAAGCAUGGCUUCAAAAGUUAUCUUUUAUAUACUUUUGUAUACAAUGGUUUUUAUAGUUCAUGUGAUUAAUAAGGUCAGAAUGCAUAACCUUUUCCUACUUAAAUAUUUGAGGACCAAAUUAUAUUUUUGAUGGUUUCUACAUGCUGUUGGUCUUCCAGAUUUACAGUUUCAAAAUAGAAUUAUUCUUAUCUCUCCAUUUAAAUUAAACACGAGGUUUCUGCAUUAUACCUAUUAUACACUGUAGACUUCAACGUGUCUUUGUUUUCAUGAAUAAUUAUUUGUUCUCCAGAAUGGUGAAAAUCACAAUUGAUUUGCCAUUGAGCAGCAGCACAAUCUUUUGUAAAAUAACUAUCUUAGAAUGACACUUUUGAAAAAUGGAAUAAAUUUUGUUCAAAAAAGAGAAA